Molecule: messenger RNA, 1261 nt
Organism: Dermacentor andersoni
Lineage: Eukaryota; Metazoa; Arthropoda; Arachnida; Ixodida; Ixodidae
Product: trypsin-7-like
Biological process (GO): proteolysis
Molecular function (GO): serine-type endopeptidase activity
Source: RefSeq, a predicted model, not a curated record
GUCUAAGUAAACAAAACGAAUUACAUCUGCGUUCUUGCAUUUCACCUCAUCUAACAGUCAAAAGUUAAUUUGGCAAUUUUCACUAACUAGUGCGUUAUUUAGCAUGUCUCGCGCGGCCUCUAGCAUUCGCCACCACUGCCAUAACGGUUCAUGAGAAGUCAUACUACUAUCUCGAAAAAGCUACUAUACUGAGUCUCCGAAUGCAUUAUAUGAGUAUUGCAGGUUGUGGCGAAUUGGGGCCAAAGGGAAGGAUAUACAACGGCAAGCCGAUCACCAAGGAGAACAUGCCAUGGAUAGUUCAACUUCAAAUGACUUAUGAUGUUUCGUCGGGUCGUGGAGCCUCAUGUGGCGGGAGCAUCAUUACAAGGAACCUUAUUCUGACUGCGGCGCACUGCUUGUUUAAUAAAGGCGCCUUUGCGCUAAAGGUCAUGGUUGUGUACAACUCCCACCUGCAUUUAAACGGUAAAGCACUUCUAGCUGAAAAGAUGAUGCUCCACCCAAAAUUCGUAAACGAGUUAGAGAUCCAGCAUGACGUCGCACUUCUUAAACUGCCAGUGGAUCUGGAAUUCAACAGACAGGUUAAACCAGUGUGCUUGAUGACAGAAAAAAUGGACCUUGCAGGCAAAACUCUUGUAGUCGCCGGCUGGGGAGCAACAGAAUCUGCGGACAGUAGCAAAAUUCUUCUGCACGCAGAAGUUGUUGCUCGCACAAAUGAUGAGUGCCAAGCAUUAUUACGAAGAAUGAGACAUCCGAUCACGCGACACCCCCUGAAUCCUGGUCCCGCAAUUUGUGCUUCCGGCGAAAACAAGGACUCCUGUCGGGGGGAUUCAGGCGGACCGUUAACGCUCAUGAACGUCGAUGGAAGAACACUGCAAGUCGGAGUUGUUUCAGUUGGUCCGCGAUGCCCAUUCACCACAGGGGGAGUGUACGCGAGUGUUGCCAGCCACAUCAAAUGGAUUCGAAGAGCCCUCAACCACCCCAGAAAGUGGAGACAGCUCCAGUAUAACCGGACGGAAUUGAACCUGGCCUAGGCAAAAUGAGGUUCUUCCAUUGUAACAUUGUUCAAAAGUCUACUUGGAAUCGUCGGCUAAUUGGUCAGUUAUGUUGAAAAUAACAGCGCUAACACGCCGAUAAUACAACCCCACUCCCCCUCCCCACUCCUUGAAAAAAUAAAAAGAAAAUAGCGGCGAUGCUGAAACACAGUUUAUUAAUAAAGUUGCUUAUUCCACACAACACAAGAGCUCGCAGCGCCAAGUGGUGU